Aspergillus ruber CBS 135680 is the source of this 1047-nucleotide messenger RNA. Its product is annotated as sterol desaturase family protein. NCBI's taxonomy places the organism in Eukaryota, Fungi, Ascomycota, Eurotiomycetes, Eurotiales, Aspergillaceae. The transcript has a single exon. Bases 1 to 1047 code for a protein of 348 amino acids. Gene Ontology annotation, biological process: ergosterol biosynthetic process. Gene Ontology annotation, molecular function: C-4 methylsterol oxidase activity; iron ion binding. The record is from RefSeq and is a predicted model, not a curated record.
AUGUCUACUACACGCAACCCCAAAGACUCGAUGAAAUCCACCUGGCGCCAAUGGGAUCGAAACCAAUGGCACAUAUCCCACUGGCUCUUGGAACUCCUCAACAUCCAUCAUGUCGGCCUUGACGAAAAUGUCCCAGUGCACCAAAAAACAGACAAAGUCCCCUAUGCCCCAGAAUGGCAAUUCCACCGCUGGGUCCUCAUCCACGCCUUCAUCCCCCUCGCCCUCCACCAGGCCUACACUUCUUAUUCCGGUCACAACCUGCCAACACUGGUGGCCUAUGUGUACUACAGUCUCUCGCUAAAGGCCAUCGGCGUGCACCAGCUCCACGUUCUCCGGCGUGUCGGGCAACGAUAUGGGUUCUUCGACGGCGACAAGCACGCCCGUGAUGGCGUCCCUGAUGUAGGCGUGUGGAAGACUGCCCGCUCACUUCUUUCCGUCAUUGCCUUCCGGCCCAUGAUAGUCAGCCUGCUCGCCUACCAACCCAACGAGCGCCCCUCGUCAAUCAACUGGCUAUCCCUCCCCCUAGAAAUCGCCAUGUACGCAAUAGUCCUCGACUUCUGGUACUACUGGUACCACCGGGUGAUGCACGAGAACCUUACCCUCUGGCAAUUUCACCGCACCCACCACCUAACUAAGCACCCAAACCCCCUCCUAACCAGCUACGCGGACUCAGUCCAAGAGUUCUUCGAUAUCAUCGGCAUCCCCCUUCUCACAUACGCCAGCAUGAAGAUGCUAAGCUUUCCGAUGGGCUUCUACGACUGGUGGGUGUGUCAGCAGUAUGUGAUUUUCACAGAGCUACUGGGGCAUAGUGGGCUAAGGAUCGAGGCUACCGCGGUGAACCCUUUGACUUGGGUUUUAAGGGCGUUGAAGAUGGAGCUUGUUAUUGAGGACCAUGAUCUCCAUCAUCGGAGGGGGUGGAAACAAAGCCAUAAUUAUGGGAAGCAGACAAGGGUUUGGGACCGGGUUUUUGGGACGACGAUUCCGCGUGUUGAGGGUUGGGAGGGAAAUGUUGAUUAUGUUAAUACUGCGGAGAUUCCGCUUAUUUGA